Messenger RNA from Zymoseptoria tritici IPO323, 1179 nucleotides. RefSeq lists its product as uncharacterized. Gene Ontology annotation, biological process: proteolysis. The transcript has a single exon. The coding region runs from base 1 to 1179 and encodes 392 amino acids. NCBI's taxonomy places the organism in Eukaryota, Fungi, Ascomycota, Dothideomycetes, Mycosphaerellales, Mycosphaerellaceae. The record is from RefSeq and is a predicted model, not a curated record. Gene Ontology annotation, molecular function: aspartic-type endopeptidase activity.
AUGGCCCAAGGUACUGCUCGCUUGCAACAGCAGCCUGGUCGCCGAUUCAUCAAAAGCGGUCCAAUUGAAACACUCAAAGCGUACGAGAAGUACGCCAACGGAAACAUUCCACCGGAGAUUGUUGCAGCCGCCGCAAAUGCCCGCGCCCAUCAGAAGGGCGGCCUGCAGGACGGCGCGACCGGCAGUAUCCCGAAUUGGCCCGCUGACGCCUACUCUACCGAGUACAGCAUACCUGUACAGAUUGGCAGUCAGAACUUCAAUAUGUUGUGGGACACUGGCAGUCCUACGGUGUGGGUGUACUCCGUUUUCGAGCCCGCAGGUGAAACCUUCUGGCAAAAUCGAUACAAACCCGGCCCAUCCGCAGAGCUGCUAUCCGGCGAGAAAUUCGUCAUCAAGUAUGGAGACGGCAGUUACGGUGUCGAGGGUGACGUGUACACCGACGCAGUCAAGUUGGGCGGUCUGACCGUUCCAAAGCAGGCUCUUGGGGCCGUCACACAUGCCUCGGAUGAUGUUACAUCGGCGCCCUUCGAGGGCAUCAUCGGGGCGUCGUUUGGCGCAUGCGACGACAUCCGUCCGAAUAAACAGAAAACCUGGGUUGACAACAUCAUACCUACUCUUUCUGAGCCGCUAUUCACUGUCGACUUGAAGAGAGGCCAACAAGGAUUUUUCGACCUGGGACAUAUCGACCCGACUAAGCACACCGGUUCUAUCAAUUACGUGCCUGUUCCCGACACCAGAUGUCUCUGGACGCUCACCGUUGGUGGCUCUUCCGCCGGAUCUGAGCCGGUCAGUGGUAGCAUCGGCAAGGCUGUUGUCGAUACUGGUACGAGCUUGAACUUCAUCCCCGAUGCCGCUCUCAAGUCCUACUACUCUCAUAUCCCCUCUGCGGUAUACAGCGAUGAUUAUGCCGGAUGGGUCUUCGACUGUAGUGCUACUCUUCCGGACUGGAAUGUGCAAAUUGGCAGCGAGACCUACACGGUGCCAGGACGGUACAUCAACUAUGCGCCGAUCGCCGACAAGGACGGCAACCUUGACGGGACGUGCUAUGGGGGCCUCCAAACCGGCCCUUUCAAUGACAGUGUCCUGGGAAUCAUUUUCCAUAACGCCGUCUUUAUUGUGCAUGAUUUCAACAACGGAUCUCCGCGGCUCGGCUUCGCUCCAAAAGCACUGUACUCUUGA